Messenger RNA from Botrytis byssoidea, 1272 nucleotides. RefSeq lists its product as uncharacterized. The coding region runs from base 1 to 1272 and encodes 423 amino acids. The record is from RefSeq and is a predicted model, not a curated record. Lineage: Eukaryota; Fungi; Ascomycota; Leotiomycetes; Helotiales; Sclerotiniaceae. The transcript has a single exon.
AUGGCAUCUCAACGCCUCCCUCCUAUACCAAAUGCCUUUCCGCCAAAGGAUAUUCCAGCAAUCAAAGUAAUGUUAACUCAUCUAUGCCACCAAAACAAAUUCUCCCCCGGCAUCAUCCGAAUCUCCGAAAUAAAAAGCGGUAGCAAGAACAAUAUCAUAUUAUUUACAUGGAUUCUAACCACAAUUCCCCUUGGUAGUCGCAUGGCCCCUUGUAUGCACUAUGUCUUGCGGACCCCGAAAAUGCAAGGAGCAAUCCCCGACCUUUGGAUCCUGAGAACCGCCGCUUUCGAUUUCAUCUCCGCCAAGCACUUUGAAGUUCCCAAACUAUACGCUUAUGAUGCUAGAUGCGGUAACGCCAUCAGAUCUCCGUAUAUUAUACAGCAACAAGUGGAAGGGUACACCUUACUGGAAAAAUAUCGUGUACUAUACCACACUUAUCUCACAUACGACCAUUACAACCCAUGUUCUGAUUACGGAGAAGCUGCAUCUAUCAUUUCCAUGUAUAUUGAGAGACAAGAAUUGGCGUAUCAAUUUGAGUAUUACGGUACUCUUCAGCCCGUUUCAGGAAUGGCUCUCCAGAGUUCCAUUCCUGAUAGGGUCAAGGAUCGAAUUGGCUUAGAUGUUAAACCAUUCAUGAAUACACUAUCCAUGAAAGCUAAUUCAAAGGCUAUCGAUUUCAUACUCGAAUUACUAUUUACGUCGGAGUCCCAGAAGCGAAAUCCGGAGCAGGAAGUUAAAUAUCGGAAGAUUCGCCACAUCGCUUUAUGUAUCAAGGUUUUGGACAACAAUGAAAUUUAUCGUGCUGCUCACAAACCCGAACCAUCUGUUCUUUGGCAUCCGAAUUUCCAGCCCAGCAAAAUAAUGAUGACUGCUACGCCGUACAAAAAAGACGUAUCCGGCGUAUUGAACGACGACCCCACCCUAAAGGAAUCUUACAAACUAGAAGCGGUACUAGGGUGGGAAGGUGUCAUGACACUCCCUCGUAUUAUGACUCGAUGCCCUCCUUAUUUUUGUUGGGGAGAAGGUCCUCAAGUACACUUGGCAGACAAGUGUUUAUGGAAAUAUACUUGCGUCGAUGAGAUGAUAGAAGAGGGUCUACCUGGAUGGUGCGAAGAUGCUUAUGGAGAGAUGUCGAGGAUUGUUAGGGCGUUGGGGUUUUAUGCAUUGUUUGGUGUGGAUUUUGAAUGGUAUGAACUUCCUUUUGAGGUUUUGAUAGAUGCAUGGGCGCGUAUCGAUCCUGAAAUGAGGAAUUUGGAGUAUGCAACUAAGUAG